This is a messenger RNA of Cucurbita moschata (crookneck pumpkin), 1415 nucleotides long. Its product is annotated as serine/arginine-rich splicing factor SR45a-like. NCBI's taxonomy places the organism in Eukaryota, Viridiplantae, Streptophyta, Magnoliopsida, Cucurbitales, Cucurbitaceae. Gene Ontology annotation, molecular function: RNA binding. Gene Ontology annotation, cellular component: spliceosomal complex. The transcript is spliced from 6 exons. The coding region runs from base 103 to 1263 and encodes 386 amino acids. Gene Ontology annotation, biological process: positive regulation of mRNA splicing, via spliceosome. The record is from RefSeq and is a predicted model, not a curated record.
GCGUAAAACUUUAUUGCAUGCGCUUUCGUGCGAGAUAUUACUGUCGUUGAAUACUCGGUUGCAUUUCCUUUCGAUUUUGGUUUUGCUUCUGCAGUUUGGGCGAUGUCGUACUCCAGAAGGUCUAGGUACUCCCGCUCUCCUUCAUACAAACGAUCGGUCUCAAGGUCCCUGUCAAGGUCAAGGAGCCGUUCAAGGAGCCCUUCUAGUGACGUUGAAAAUCCUGGUAACAAUUUGUACGUCACUGGUUUGUCACAUAGAAUUACAAGGAGAGAACUCGAGAAGCAUUUUUCUGCUGAAGGCACAGUGCUAGAUGUUCAUCUCGUGACUGAUCCAUGGACUAGAGAAUCCCGUGGUUUUGGAUUCAUUACCAUGUCUAGUAAUGAUGAGGCUGAACGUUGCAUCAAAUAUCUAAAUCGAUCUGUACUUGAAGGUCGAUUAAUCACCGUGGAGAAGGCUCGAAGACGGAGAGGUAGAACUCCGACUCCAGGGAGAUAUUUUGGACUUAGAACAGUCUGUGUGAGACGUAGAUUGCGCAGCUACUCUUCUCGACGUUCUCCCAGCUACUCUCCUUAUAGCAGGAGCUUGAGCUGUUCGUCUAAUUAUUCAUCUGACCGUAGCAGGAGCAGAUCCCAUUCUCCCAAUCGACGCCGAAGAUCAAAUGACUCGCCAUACCGCUAUAGAUCAUACUCCCCUUAUAGCCGCCGAAGAUAUGAUUCUCCAUACUAUAGGCGUCAUAGGUCGUAUUCUCGAUCGCACUCUCCAUGUAGUAGGUCGCCUACCAGGAGACGUGACAGGUCGUAUUCUCGAUCCCACUCUCCAUGUAGUAGGUCGCCUACCAGGAGACGUGACAGGUCGUAUUCUCGAUCCCACUCUCCAUGUAGUAGGUUGCCUACCAGGAGACACGACAGGUCAUACUCACCUUACGACUAUUGCUCCCCUGAUCUAUACUACAGAAGGCACAGGGAUCGGUCAGUUUCUAGGAGUGUCUCACCAAAGGCAAGGGUUUCUAGUAGACGGUAUUCCUGCAGUUAUUCUCCUAGGCACCGUAGAAGCGCCUCGAGGAGUCACUCCCGUAGCAGAAGUUAUUCACGCAGUCUUUCCCCUGAACGAAGCAGGAGAUUCAGGAGCCAUUCACACAGUAUCUCUCCUGAACGAAGGAGCUCGAGGAGUCGCUCUCGCAGCCAUACUCCAAGGCACCAUAAGAGAGGAGGAUAUUCUGGUGGGAGUGGAAGCGUGGCUUCAAGGUCUGUUAGUCCUGCUUGAUUUACUGAUCUACUUGCUACUACCUUGAUGGUCAUGAAUGUUGGUAUUUUUAAUUCACUCACUAUUUUCUAAUUGGAUGAUGUAAAAUUUGGUGCCUGGCCAUUGGCUUGCGGACAGUUAUCGCUUUGCUCUGUUCAUACCAUUCGGUUUGG